UAUGAACUCUGAAAUAAAAGCCUAAGCAGCUGCCAUCUUGUGCCAAUGGUUGUGUAGUGUCGGAUCGCCAUAUCGCCACAACGCCAUAACGCUAUAUCGCCAUAUUUGGUAGAAAUCACUUGUUGUAUCACGCGAAUUCGCCAAUCAUCAUACCCCCUGCUAAAACCCACGUGUCAGCGGCCUUAACAGGUACCGAAGCCGAUAUCUGCACGUUACGCAUUGCCCCUGCGUUCAAUUCAGGCUUUCCCCGCCCCCAACGCUCUUAUCAAGAAACUGGCAGUUCUGGCAAUCCUGUCAAUCCUCUCCAAAGUAUCUUGGCCUGCCAGCGCAAUGAGCGCGCCGAUAAUGUUGAAAUUCUGUUUGCGAAACUUAACAUGAACUCGCUCACCAUCCUGGAAACAGCGGGCACACUGUCAAACCUGCUGAGGGCGCUUGGCAAGACACUUUUGAACGUGGCAGAGCUGCGACGGCAAUGGGGAGACGAUGAUCUAACGGUCUUGGCACUGGAAAAUCAGCUGCUGACGUUAAGGGGAGCUAUGAGCCAGACCAACGUCUGGAUUGAGCAAUCUUUAUCAUCGCAGCUCGGGCUACCCAACAUGCAUCACCAGCUGGUGCUCGGCCUGGACCGAUGUAUCGCUUGUUGCCGGUUGCUCAUCAUAAAGGUCGAUGCUGACAUGCUCCAGCUCCAGCAGACGACUACAGGACAUAAACCGGGCUUCUCCAGAUUAUUCCCUAAGAUGAGAAACUUGAGGACAAGAAACCUGAAAAAGCUGCAGCUCAUGAUUCAGCAGCAGACGUCGGCGCUGACACUUUUACUCACGGCCUGCAAUACUGCUGCAAUUUCACAACAAGAGGCGCUACUGGCAACACCACAAACACGACGCGUCUUGGAGGCUAUGGAGGACAACACAUCGUCAUUGUUCAUGCACAGGGACACGGACUCACUCGUCAUGUCAUCAUCGUCAUCGUCAGCUUCCUCAUCUGGCUCAUCCUUUGGCGGCGCAUCCAGGCGACUGUUGAAAUUCGAUUUCGACCAGCAGCUCUUCGUGUCGCAGGUUUACCAGCAGUGGUCCCGUAGUUUUCUGAGAAGGCAGUCGCGGGAAGAAGAUACGGAGCGGAAAGCUCUGAACACCGCCACGCCCUACGUGAACACAGAGGACAAGUUUUCAGCAGAUGGUUACCAGGUCGAGACCAGGGAAAAGUUCUUCAUACUGCCACCGAUCAUAACAAAUGACAAGCUUGUUGCUUACGACACCAGCGAGAUACCCGUCGAAACGAAAGAAAAAUUUACAGUGGACCCGACUGAUGUGAUCGAGAAGAUUCCUGUAGAAGGAAAAUGGAUGACCCCAGUCGAGACCAAGGAGAAAUUCAUCGUCAGCCCGACCGACGGAAGCCUGUACUCCGCCACAGCCAAUGACUCACUUUCAGUGUCUAGCCCGAGUACUCUAAGCUGGACGCGCAGCAAUGACUCGUCAAGUAAGAGCAUAUGGAGACGUCGGCGUUUUACGACCGAAAUGAACGAGGAUAGAACCCUUCGUACACGAUCUCGUGCUAUUGAUAACGUAUUGAAGCAAGAGCAGAGACGCAAGAAACCGUACGAGUCCAAGGUCCUGCUCUUUGGGUCCCAGUCGAGGUCUCAGCUAAUGACAGCUGCACACAUGAAAGACAAGAAGACGCACACGGCUCAGGAACUAGAUGACUACAGAGAUGUGAUUUUGAGAAACCUGAAAGAGUGCGCGCUGGUACUCGUUGAGCAGAUGCGCGACGCUCAGCUGCGCUCGGAAUCACAAUAUCUGUGGGGUUACGUGGACGCAAUAGAGACCUAUCACAGCAACAGCGAUUCGAAACCCCAUUGGGCAGCGGAAGAGCUGGACAAGAGAUUCGUGGAGGGUCUACGGACGAUACUGAAGGAUCCACUUGUCCAGGACCUGAUACGACAGUGUUAUCCCGGACGCAUUGGGGUUUGGCCUGGACCUGGCAAAUAUUAUUUUGACUCUUUAUCACGUAUAUCAGCAGCCGAAUAUGUGCCGACAGACCUAGACAUCCUCCGCCUGACAACUUUCCACUCCGACACACGAGGUACUCCUACAGUCGAAGUGUUGGAUCAAAAUCUCGCCAUGGCACUCGUGGACGUGGGCGGACUGACCGGGAAGACCCGAAAAUGGAUGCACCAGUUUGAGGCUGCCCAACUCAUCGUCUUCGUCGUCGACCUCGAAGAGUGUCACGAAGCAGGACAGAUGAUCGAAACCAUGCAGGAGGCAAAAAACUUGGUAGAAUCGCCUUGGUUUUCGGACACGAACAUCAUGAUUCUCCUUGACGUGCGUAUGGCCGACGAGGCCGCUGGGACAAUCAGCGGCAACCUUGUGAGAACGGCAUUAUCCAUGUUGGGGAAAUUUCAAGAGCUUCAGCCUGAUCGCCUAUCUGUGUCAUUAUGUUCCAUACAGACCGAUGGAGGAAAGGUGAUUGGGAUGAUUCUGUCUGCGAUACGGGAGCUAAUCUUGAGGAAAACAAUACAAGACGGAAUCAUGGCAUUCUAAAAAAGAGAAAAAGAAGAAAAGGCCAACACGUGAUUCGACCCUGCAACCGACACAUGUCGCCAGAUCUCAUGAACUGGAGGUCUGGACUUUGCACUUCCAGUUCUCGCCUCGCCGGCUCUGCAAUGUUUGAAAUACGCGCCCGGGAGCCAUGGCCUCUCCAAGG
Molecule: messenger RNA, 2700 nt
Organism: Truncatella angustata
Lineage: Eukaryota; Fungi; Ascomycota; Sordariomycetes; Amphisphaeriales; Sporocadaceae
Product: G-protein alpha subunit-domain-containing protein
Exons: 3
Coding region: 375-2537 (720 amino acids)
Biological process (GO): adenylate cyclase-modulating G protein-coupled receptor signaling pathway
Cellular component (GO): heterotrimeric G-protein complex
Molecular function (GO): G-protein beta/gamma-subunit complex binding; G protein-coupled receptor binding; guanyl nucleotide binding
Source: RefSeq, a predicted model, not a curated record